This is a messenger RNA of Colias croceus (clouded yellow), 2520 nucleotides long. It is a transcript of the gene Ufl1, whose product is annotated as E3 UFM1-protein ligase 1 homolog. The coding region runs from base 169 to 2457 and encodes 762 amino acids. Gene Ontology annotation, cellular component: endoplasmic reticulum membrane. The transcript is spliced from 7 exons. Gene Ontology annotation, biological process: regulation of proteasomal ubiquitin-dependent protein catabolic process; protein K69-linked ufmylation; response to endoplasmic reticulum stress. The record is from RefSeq and is a predicted model, not a curated record. Lineage: Eukaryota; Metazoa; Arthropoda; Insecta; Lepidoptera; Pieridae. Gene Ontology annotation, molecular function: UFM1 ligase activity.
AAUAUUACAAGGUACCUACCUAGUAAUAGUAUUCGAAAAAUAAGAAAAUGAAUUUUAAACUAAUAUUUCAUUGAAUUAAAAAACAAGAAAUUUUACGAAUAACAUAAGAAUAAAGAUUCUGGUGUGUUGAAUUGAAAGGUUUCUUUAGCGCCAAGUAUUUAGGUAGCAAUGGCUCCUUCAACUGAUUGGGAUGAAAUUAAAAGAUUAGCUGCUGACUUUCAAAAAGCUCAGCUUAGCUCAACUUCUCAAAGAUUAUCAGAGAGGAAUUGUAUAGAAAUAGUGACAAAGCUUCUUGAGCUUAAAUUAAUAGAUGUAAUAUUUACCACUGAUGGCAAAGAGUACUUAACGUCACAGCAGUUAGUUAAAGAAAUCAAAGAUGAAUUAUAUGUCAGAGGUGGAAGAGUUAACACUGUUGAUUUAGCCAGAGAGUUAAGUGUUGAUCUAAAUCAGAUUAACAACAAUCUCCAUGAGAUAAUCAAGGGAAAAGAUGUCCAAUUAAUAUCUGGAUAUCUUAUAUCGGAUGAAUACACUCAUAAAAUAGCAAGAGAGAUAAAUGAGAAGUUACAACUGCAAGGGCAAAUUUCAGUUGGCGAGUUGACAUUGCAGUAUGAUUUGCCUGCUGACUUUCUGUUGCAUACCAUUUUAGAAAAGAACUUGGGUACAUUGAUUAUAGGAAAGCAGGAUCCCUCUGAACCCAGGACUUUCUACACUGAAGAAUACAUAACAAGAACAAAGGCCAAGAUUAGGGGAGCCUUGAUGGGCUUACUGAAACCAACUCAAAUUGGAAUAAUUAUCAGUCACUGUAAUGUAGCUGAGCGUCUUUUUAUGAAUUUAUUUGAUCAGAUAAAUGCUCCUGGUGUGUUGACAGGCAGACAUUCGGGAGCUCUUUAUGUACCAUCUUGUUACACCAAGUCUCAAAAUGAAUGGGUUAUGAGCUUUUGGAAGCAAAAUAACUAUUUGGAGUAUGAUGCUUUGACUCGCUUGGGAAUAUCGGACCCUAAAGGAUAUGUAAAAAGAGUGAUACAUGAUGAAGAUAUGAUAUUUUUAAGCACUUGUUUGAUUGGGUCACAAAUUAAGUUACAAUUGGAGACGGCGUUGGAAGAAUGUAUUGCGUCCAAAAGCUAUUUGGAUGUUGUUAAUUUGUUGCCUUCAAUCCUAUCUGAUAAGGAUAUUGAAAAUGUUUUAGAUGUUUUGUUGAAAAAUAAUGCUAAGUCUACAACUGUGUUUGAUAAUACAGUCUUCAGCAACCAAUACAUCGAGAACUUAAGACAAGCUUGCAUGCCAAUGACGAAUGCGAAAGCAGAGGCCAUAGUGAAGUCUGGUCAAUACCAACAGUUCUACUUAGAGAAACAACUGGCUAAAUCUGAACAGCUUCAAAGUCAUGUAGACCAUAAAACGGAAAGACGCGAGGAGCGUAGACGCAAAGCAACUAGCGGUAAGGGCGGUGGUGGUACACAGGGCCGAGAAACAAAGACUAAAGCGGUCAAAAAGCACGCAAGAACAAAACAAGCAGCGCAUGAUUCGGAUUCUGAAGAGGAGGUCACUAAGAAAGCACAAGCGCAUCUUGAAAUUGUUCAGGUGGAUGAUGUGGAAGCGGUUAUUAAAGAUACGUUAGACAAUGAGGGUCUGGAGGAUUUGAUCACGCAAAUUGCGGAGUAUUUACAAGUGGGCUUAAACCAAACAGCGCUCACAAUUGCAAAGGAUUUGGCCGAAAAGCUCUUACAAAGUGCAAAUCAAAACAAGAAACAAACGCAUUCAUCAGCUCAAGACAGGAUUAAUGUUCUCGUCAAUGAUAUGAAGUUAUACGAAAAAGGAUUAAAACUCCUUCCUGCUGACCAACAAGCUGCAUACAUUAAAUAUCUAUUGAAAACAUUUGGAGCUGACGUUCUUGGAGAGUUCUGUAAAUAUGCAGCGAAUCAGUGCAAUAUUUCUGUGCAAGUUGAUACAUUAUCACCAGAGCAACGGAAUAAAAUACUUAACGAUUUGCCGGAAGAAUACAUGAAACCGUUGCGUGCUUUGAAUGUGACGCUAACUGAACAAAAUAUGGAUUCAUUUUAUCAAGCUGUUGACGUGUGUCUGGCAGAAUGUGGCAUGAUCUUGAAGAAGGUUGAUAAGAAGAAGGAUAAAUUGCUUGUACAAAAUCAUCGUGAGAAACUCAUAUCCGAGUUGGAGAAUUGCGAUGAUCCAGCACUAGUUUUACACCUGGCUGCGCUUGCAACUUUUACGAUCUUGAACCAAAACAUGCUUCAUGCGUCUGGUCGUCAAGUCCCCUCUAUUAUAGCAUUCUUGAAAGGACAACUAAAGGAAGAGGAUUAUGCUAAACUACAACACUAUCAAGAAUCUGUUACCAAGUUUUUAAUAGCACCUGAGCAAGAAAAGAGCUCUCUAGAAGAAAAUCUCAAAGAAGAGAUGCCAGCUAUAAAAAAUUUGGUAAACGAGGUUAAGAAGUACAAAUAAUUGUUUGUUUUGUUAAAAUAUAAUAUUUUAUGAAGAAAUAUAUAUAUAUAUGUUAUUUUUUUA